CGGCUGUCAUCUCGCCGGAAGUUCCGGGCUCGUUGCAUACUCGUCGCAUACUCGUUGCAAGAUCAUGUUGGUCAGGGAGAGAGGCGAAGUCGCUCGAUGACCAGGCGCAUGUAACGAACGAGCUGCCGUGUCGGACGAUGCAGUGAUACACAAAAGUCAUGAGUCGAUCGCUUGCGGCCGACUUGAACCCCAACUUGGCUGCCAGCGCAGUGGCAGAAGCGGAGUUCAAGUUCCAAUGGGGACGCGUGCGGCGCGACCACGCGCUUUGGCUGCAACCAAGUAAACAUUUCCCAAAGUGGUCUACAACAUACAUUCUUCGUGAACACACCACACCAACAUAAAUGCAUUCACAAGCUCUGUCGAGCUGACAGCCGGCGCGUCUGCGCCUUCUACAUAAUCACCAAUGUCUCAAGCGAACCCUCCAUUUCCCGGCCGAAAUGUGUACGCCUCGUCGAGUAAACUUCCCGAUCGCACAGGACUGAAAUCAGGACCACAGUCGACCUUCGGCCGGCGCCCGGAACAGGCGUUUCAGUUUGGACAGUCCACUGCGACCCAACAACAGCAUGGCGCACUGGGAGGCAGGCAGAGCAUGGAAAAGGAAUCGAAUAAUGCGCUGAGCGAGCUCAGCGAGGAACAAAGGGAUGAGAUCAAUGAAGCCUUUUCCCUGUUCGAUCUCGAUCGAGAUCGCCAUCUAGACUACCACGAGCUGCGUGUCGCCAUGCGAUCCUUGGGGUUCUCCCUCCCCAAAGCUGAGGUAGCGCAGAUAAUGCAGACACACGGUGUUCCGAAACCUCAAUUCAAACGUGGUCCACCAGGCCGAGGACAGCAGACUUAUCAUUCAAGCCAACUACUCUUGCCUCAGAUCGCGUUCCAACGCGUGGCAGCACAGAAAGUAUUCGAGCGCGAUCCGACAGACGAAGUGGAGCGCGCCCUCCUGCUGUUUGACCCAGACCAAAGGGGUUACAUAGAAGCAGAGGACAUUCGGAGGGUCUCUCGCGAGCUCGGAGAGACCGGGCUCGAAGACGAUGAGAUACAAGCCAUGGUCGAAGAGUUCGAUUAUGAUGGCACCGGGACCGUCGCCAAAGAAGCUUUUUAUGCUAUCUGUUUACAAUAACCCGCCCGGAGGGAUUCAAACACCGCCUGAUGAGAUGAUGAUUUGCAGCUAUGCAGCCAGCACAAUUGGAAAUAUGCUGGACAACUGGUCUAUUAAUGAUGUUGAUCUUCUGAGUGGAUGGCUCUCUGUGUUGGACAACAGGACACGGGUCGCAAAAACAGGCUCGCUAUUACCAUGGCAGCUGGACGGGUCCUUCUUUUGCGGUCUCUUUGCCCAUCACGACGUCCCAGUUGCCAAUGUCCCGGGUCCCUCUAGGAGCCCAAUAUGUGCCAGUUUUGUCCAGUGUAAGUUCGUUUUCGACCCAGUCAGCCAGUAUUCGGGCAGCAUCCGCCGGAUCGAGCGCACCCCCGGCAUCCCAGAACUGGUCGAAUCCAACUCCCUUGGUCAUUUCAGUCCUCAUGAAACUAUAACAGUCAGCGAUGUCAGAUGUCAAAAAUCCUGUAUGUCUCACUGUGGGACCUGCAUACCUAGGAUGGACUGAGACGACCGUAAUGCCUCGGUCUUUGAGGUCAAACGACAACUGUUUGGUCACCAUGUUCAAAGCAGCUUUGGAGCCAUGGUGCCCAUAGUUACCGCCACCCUCCUGCUCAUGUCUCAAGGUGAUCGACCCGGACUCGGACGACACGAGCACGACUUUGCUCCCGUGCGCCAAGACGGAAGCCUUGACUAAUUCUUGCACCACAAAGACCGGCGCAAUUGAGGAGAGUGUGUACAUUUUGACCUGCUCGUUCCAUUUGGCCUCACCAAAGUCCUCAGUCACGAAAUAACCAGCGGUAAUGAUAACGGUGUCAACUCGUUUGCCUUUGAGAGCUGCCGCCAGGUCAUGUCCGCAACUGGAUUUGGAAAGGUCGAUAUUGGUGAUCCAAGAGACAUUCUCACCCUGUAGGUCAGAUGGAGCAUUCGAGGACCGUGAGGUGGCGUACACCGUGUAUGAAAGGUGGUUGGCAUAGUACGAGACCAAGGCCUUACCAAGGCCACGAGUGGCUCCUACAAUCAGGACGGAGGGCAUCGUGUAAGCCGGCGGAGCAGAGAAGACUAUUGUAUGGGCAAAGAGAGAUACAGAAGGGGACUCUCAGGAAGUCGCCAUUUAAGAAUUGAUGAGUUGGAUUACGCAGGAUCACGCCAUACUGCCUACUUGUGUAGCAUUCUGUAUAAAUGUGCUAAAUGAGUCUUACUGCUCUG
Molecule: messenger RNA, 2296 nt
Organism: Exophiala dermatitidis NIH/UT8656
Lineage: Eukaryota; Fungi; Ascomycota; Eurotiomycetes; Chaetothyriales; Herpotrichiellaceae
Product: centrin-2
Exons: 2
Coding region: 404-1114 (236 amino acids)
Biological process (GO): spindle pole body duplication
Cellular component (GO): half bridge of spindle pole body; mitotic spindle pole body
Molecular function (GO): microtubule binding; calcium ion binding
Source: RefSeq, a predicted model, not a curated record